GGUUUUGUGUGUGUUGGGGCAUUGGUUCAAUAGCAAAAAAAAAAUCCAGUGUUAGCUCCAUCAGUGGCCCCAAAGAAUUCAACACUAGCACCACAAGUUAGUCAAUGAGUUACUGUCCAGUUGGAUGUUUGUUCAGAAGUCAGCUAGUGUCAAUUCUCCAUUGAAGAAGUUCUAUUUAGAGAAGUGCAAUUACGUUUAAUGGUAUAAUUUGUGUAUUGAAGUAUUAUAGAGGGAAAAAAAUUCAGUUGAAUUUUGGAUUAUUCCACUCAAAUAUUCAUUUAUUAUCUCUCAAAUCGCGGGGGUGGAGAAGUAAAUUAUAUUCGAGAAUUAAUUUGUGACGACGAAUGCACGAUAUAGGGAGAAAAUGAAUUAAUUAUUCACGAUUUCUGUCUCAUACAAUUUCACACUGAGCUACUGACUCAGAGAAUUCAAGGAAUUUAAUUGGAGAUAAAUCAACCACAUUUGGGAGUUUCCUGGAUAUCGCAAAUUGUCUGAAUAAUCAAGAAUAAAAUUUUGGACAAUGCCCACGAAGGAUACAAGGAUAGAAAUGUCUGCAAUAACGCCUGGAGUUUGCUUAACUGAUACCCAAGCAAUGCUCUCCAAGGCUUUUCAGCAGAGAAACUUGGAUCAAUUCCGCCAAGCCCUAGCACUAAAUGCUGAUCCCCAGCUCAGAGAUUCACGCGGGAAUUUCUCUCUGUUCGAAUCAAUCUGCCAACAGCCUGGAUCAUCAGCCUACAUUGAAGCCUGCAUUAAAUCUGGCAUUACUGAUACCCCUAAUCCCAUCUCCGGGAAACGAGCUAUUAACUUUCUUGCUGAAUCUCUCGAUCCCGCCAACCUGGAGACAUUUCUCAGAUACUUUCCUGACACGGAUGUCAAUGUAACCGAUGAAGAUGAUUCACCCAUUCACCUGAUCCUAAAAAGUCUCACAGAAGAGAAUUUCCGGGAGUGCUUUGAGUGUGUUAAGAUACUCGUGAAAUAUGGUGCUAAUGUGAAUAUUCCGGAUCAAAGAGAACUCACUCCCAUCUUCACCGUGGCUAGGAGUAGGGUAACUGGUCGGGAGGAGAUUAUAAAAUACCUUCUAGACACCUGCCUAGUGGACCUAGAUACCUUCCGGGAUGGUGAAGCUAGGGAAGUUUUGCAGAGAAAGUAUCCACAUAUUUCACUGCCCGCCAAAACUCAAUGUAUCCGGAAUUUUGACUAUUUCGCCAAGAAUCUUAUGGAUCUGCAAUUUUUGAGUGGUUCAGAAAGGCAUAGGGAGGAGAGUCGAUUCCUCCUGGAGCUCAGGCAAUUUUUCACGAGCUCAAAAAAUGGUGAAGAAUGCAAAAAACUCCUCAUAGAUAGCAAUAGCAAUGGCACUCUCCUGGGCAUGGCUAUCAAGGUGGGUUCUAGGGAAGCAGUGAAGGAGAUCUUGAAACGAGGAGCUGAUCCCAAUGGAAGUAAGGGAUCAAAGCAUCCCCUGACCAUUGCUUGUAUCUACGGUCAGUGGGAAGUUCUGGAAGUGCUCCUGGAAUCCAAGACAAUCAAUGUGAAUGACCCAAGUGAUCCUCCUCUGUGUCUGGUUGUGAAAAAACUCGGGGAACCAUCAACAACGUCUCACUGUGACUAUCAAAAAUGCUUCGAUCUACUCGUAAAACAUCCCAAUAUUGAAGUCAAUCAGAAGGAUAAGUGUGGAAGUACUGCCCUUCACUAUGCUGUUAGGUAUAAGGAGGAGAAGGCUAUUCAAGCUCUUCUGGACAAGAAUACCUACCUGGGAAUACGCAAUCGCUUCCAAGAUCUCCCAAUUUCUGACAUCAAUCCGUCCCUGCUCGAGGAAUACUUUGACAACUGCAUCACCACAAAUGGCCGGAGGGCAGGAGAUGAAGAUCUCGAGAUUUACUUUGAUUAUUCAUGCCUCGUGCCACCGGAUGUGUGUGAAACCAGUGAUAAAUUCUGCGAAGAAAUGUCUCCCAUCUACGAAAUGACAAAGAGCACGGAUUUGAGGCAUUUGCUGAAGCAUCCUCUAAUCAGUAGCUUCCUGUUUCUCAAAUGGCAUCGCCUAGGAGCUAUUUUUUAUGCCAAUCUCAUCCUCUACUCCAUAUCCACGCUCACUAUCAUCCUGUACAUCUUGCUCUGCUACGGCCGGAAUGUUUCUCCAGAGCUUUCACUCUCCAUGCUAAUUAUCAGCAGCAUUGGGGUAUUUUUUAUAAUAGCCCGGGAGACUACUCAAUUCAUCACUUCACCGCUACAGUACUUCCGUCAGAUAGAGAAUUAUCUGGAAAUGACGAUAAUAGGGAUUUCCAUCAUUGUUCUGACCGGAUAUCCAGUUUCUGAGCACACCAGAAGGGUCAUUGCAGCAAUUCUCAUCCUACUGUCAUCUGUAGAAUUUUCCCUUUUGGUAGGAUCUCUGCCUCAUCUCUCAAUCUCCACGCAUAUGGUCAUGCUCAAAACCGUCUCAAUCACCUUCAUGCGUAGCCUUAUGCUCUACUCAAUCCUGCUGAUAGCCUUUGCUUUCUGCUUCUACACACUCCUGGGAGGAGUUGGGGACAAUUCUGGAGCUCAAGUGGAGGAUGAAUUUAAUAAAUUCAUGGAUCCCGGAACAGCCAUCAUCAAGACAAUCGUGAUGAUGACGGGAGAGUUUGAAGCUGCAAAUAUUGAGUUCAAAUCUAACACUCUCAGUUACUUCUUUUUCCUCCUGUUUGUCUUCUUCAUGAGCGUCGUGCUCUUCAAUCUCCUCAAUGGUCUGGCCGUGAGUGAUACCCAGGCUAUCAAGGCCGAAGCUGAACUCACAGGUUUCAUCACUCGUGCUGAAGUUCUCAGCCGAUAUGAGAAGAUUGUCUUUGGACACAAUCCCGGUACAUGGUUCAGAAUGAUCUCAGAGGCUUGCUACUUCCGGAGGAUUGCCAGGAAGUUUAUCUGUGUCUUUCCCUUCUACCUACCUGAAAAUAAGCUCGUCCUGAAGCCGAAUCGAGGCAAUAUAAUCUACAACCAUUCGAGCAAUAGCAAAGCCAUGAGGAGCGAAAGUCCCGGUGAUCAAGAGAACGACACUCUCCUGAGUAAAUCCGGAUCUUGUUGCUUCGGCUGUGACAAGUGCACGAGUCUAGAUGGAAAAAUCGUCCGAUACACAAAGCAGGUGAUUGAGAAGAAACACUGGACAGAUCAAUCAAGAAAAGAGAAGCUGCGCUUGGAAAACAUCGAAAUACAGCUAAUGGAUAUUCAAGAAAAACUCCAACGUCUUUUAGGAGAUCGCGUUUAAUUUCAAAAA
Messenger RNA from Phlebotomus papatasi, 3241 nucleotides. RefSeq names its product transient receptor potential cation channel protein painless (gene pain). The transcript has 3 exons. Gene Ontology annotation, biological process: transmembrane transport; monoatomic ion transport. Gene Ontology annotation, cellular component: membrane. NCBI's taxonomy places the organism in Eukaryota, Metazoa, Arthropoda, Insecta, Diptera, Psychodidae. The record is from RefSeq and is a predicted model, not a curated record. The coding region runs from base 521 to 3232 and encodes 903 amino acids. Gene Ontology annotation, molecular function: monoatomic ion channel activity; protein binding.